This is a messenger RNA of Mizuhopecten yessoensis (Yesso scallop), 1558 nucleotides long. Its product is annotated as meprin A subunit alpha-like. Gene Ontology annotation, biological process: proteolysis. The coding region runs from base 56 to 1234 and encodes 392 amino acids. Lineage: Eukaryota; Metazoa; Mollusca; Bivalvia; Pectinida; Pectinidae. The record is from RefSeq and is a predicted model, not a curated record. Gene Ontology annotation, cellular component: membrane. Gene Ontology annotation, molecular function: metalloendopeptidase activity; zinc ion binding. The transcript has 9 exons.
GUGCCGGUCUCUUUGACACAGUGCCCAGAUCUCCUGAAGUCACCACACGCUAACCAUGGACGCUCGACUGAUCCUCAUCUUGGCACUCACGUCAUGCUGUCUCGCCGUACCCCAGAGACAGAAACGCAACAUCCUGACAGAUAAGAAUAGAUUGUGGCCAUUUGGUGUUGUACCAGUAGUGUUCGACAAAAGCAUAGAUGGAUUCACAUUGGAGAAAAUUUUGGCAUCAAUGCAGGAGGUUCAGAUGAGCACAUUCAGUGCGUCCAGGUCUUGUCUGGCCUUCGUGCCAAGGAGCAAUGAGGAUAACUACGCCCUCUUCACGGUCGUCCCUGGUGUGUCUGGUGACGGUGAGCCCGGAAUGUCUGGCGGCGCUCAGACCAUCCAUUUGUACCCCAACAUGGCCAAGGCUGAUAUUAUGCAGCUCCUUGUCUACACCCUAGGCUUCUACAAUGAGUUCCGUCGUCCUGACCGUGAAAAUUACGUCACAGUCAACAUGGACAACAUUGCUGAGAAAGAUCAAAAAUACUUCAAGAUCGGAAACACCACCACGUUUUACAACUACCCAUUCGACUUUAAGUCAAUCACCUUCUUCUAUCCUUAUGCCUACGCCAAGGACCCAUCAAAGCCCACCAUCCAGGCCAGAUAUGAGAGUCAGGUCUUCCCCUGGAAAGUCAGCCUCAGUAGCUUCGAUGUUAGCAACCUCCAGAGGAUCUACGAAUGCGGCACCGAUACCAGCAACAGACUCGACCUUCUGUCAGGAAUGAUUUCAAAAUGUACCUUCGAGUUUAACUUCUGUGACUGGGAACAAGAUACCGCUGACGACUUUGACCUGGAGAGACACAUGGGACAGUCAUCAAGUGAAGAGACAGGACCCCAGGCUGACUUCAGCAGCGGAAUCGGUUACUACGCUCUGGCUGGAGCCAAGAACCACCACAACUCCGCAACCAGACUUAUCAGCCCAGAACUACCGGCCGGAGAUUAUUGCAUGCGAUUCCAUUACUACAUGUACGGAAGUGACGUCAGGAAGGCAAGACUGGUCCGCAGAAUGGGCGGAAAUGAUGAAGUCUUGGCAGAAAUAGAAGGAAACCAAGGAAAUCUGUGGCACAGAUAUAGUGAAACCAUAUCUAGUCCAGACAAUUUUAAGUUCGUACUCGAAGCUAUGACCGGCGGAAGUGACCUCGGAGACAUCGCCAUUGAUGACGUGUACAUCCUCAGAGGAAAAUGCCUUGUAUAAUUUAAACAUUAUUAUUUUGCGGAUUGUUUUUCUCAUAGUGUGCAUUGUGAUGGAGUGAUUCAGUUCAUGUUCACCAGGUUGAAUCGGAGUUGAAACAUUCAUAUAUGAUUUUUCGAAUUUUCUUAGACUAUUCUAUAUAUCUUUUUUAUUCAUCAUUGAAUUUCUUUAGGGCGUGUUUCUGUAUGUCUGACUGAUUUCAUGCAUCCGUACGGCUUGUCCAUAGGUCUUUUUGUAAGGCUUCCUACAAAAUAUAUAGGGGUACAUUUGUGAAACCAUCGUGUUUGUCUCGUUAGUUUCCGAAUAAAGUAUAUGUUCGUUCACAAA